UGUAGACGGGAGAUCUAUUUUACCCUCGAAAAUAAUAACAACACGUAACAGUUUAAACUUUUUGACUACAGCCUCUUGUCCAAACGGGAUAUUGUCUAUUUCCGGUUUGAUUGUUAACGAAGUGACUUGGUAAAUAUUGCCAUAGUCCAUAACUAAGUUUUCAACAACAACAAAUCUGAAUUGAUGAGGUAAACUACAAUGGACAUUUUUAAUUUUUUAACGGAUGAGCAGUUACUGCGGUUUUUCCGCUGUAGUAGAGCAGAGAUGUUAUGCAUGGAGCAACCACACACCUUCCUUAAUCAGGUCCGAGACCACCACCUCAUUCCGGAGGAAAUGUAUAAGCAGGCUGUGAACUCUGCAAACAACGUUUCCGCUCUGAGAAUGAUAAAGGGCGUGUACAAGGUGCUGGACUGGCUGGAGACAGAGAGACCUCACAGCAUUAAGUUGUUCUGGAGCUGUGUAUUCAGGGACCACCUCCUUCAGCAGUACCCCACGCUACGAAACAGCCUGCUGGAUGGGUCGUUCACCUUCAACACAAAACUGCCAGAGAACUUGAAGAAAGAAGAGGAGGAGAAAGAGGAGAAGGGGAGGAAGGUGGAGGGGGAAGAGAAGGAGGAGGAAAAGAAGACAGGACGGAAAAAGAGGAAACAGAAGAUAAGCGAGAGUGCUAAGAAGGAGGAACAGCCCAGCACAUCCACCCAGUCCACCCCCAGUCAGAAGAGGAUGGUCCAGAAGCCGACCUACGUGUCGGGUCGGAAGAGUACCCAUAAGUCACAGCGCUCGGUGGUCCCGGUGGAGCUCCCGAUCCCAGUUGAGCUCCUAGUGGAGCUCCCGGUCACCUGUGGGGACAAAGAGGGCAUGCUCAACAGGGACAAGCUGGCCAAAGGGGAAAGUUGCAUUUUGGUCCAGGGUCAUUGGUUAACCCCCAGUAGGUUUGAGGAGUUUGGGGGGAAGAAGAGCAGGAAGAACUGGAAGUACAGUGUCCGCUGUAGAGACACCACUCUGGGAAAACUGAUCCAGGAAGGUCAUUUAACUUCACCAGACUUUAAAAGAAGAAAGAGUGCACAGGCCAAGAAAGCACCGUUCCCCUCCAACCAAUCAGCAAACUCAAUCACAGACUCAAAACCUGAGGAAGAUGACGAUGAUGAUGCGUUUGAGGAUGAAGAAGAGGAAGCUGAGCAGGAAAGACAGAAGAUGCAGGGAGGAAAGCGGGCAAACACGGCUGGAGGAGAGAGCAGUGCAGGACGCAGCCAUGGUGUUGUGGAAAAGUCCGUCUUCAAAGUCACCUGUGUGGCCAUCAAUGGAACGCUACAUAAGGAUCGGUUUGCAUCUGGGUUGUGUGGGAAGAGCAUCCGAUCGGAGCAGCGCUGGAUGACCCCGGUGGAGUUUGUGCAGGAGGGGUCAGCUCUGGCAGAUCCCUCCUGGAAGAAAGACAUCCAUUGGGAUGGGAAACCACUCAGCGUCCUCAUCAAGAGUGGGCUUUUGGAAAUCCACUCCGUCCAGUGUCCAUGCAACCUGUGCAGCAUCACGACCAAAGACGUGCACGAUCAGGAUAACGAUGACGACUGCUUCAUCUGUAGAAGCCAGGGCAGCUUGAUAUGCUGUGAUGAGUGUCCUCGCUCCUUCCAUCAGAGAUGUCAUCUUCCUAAUGUGGAUGAUGCUAUGCUGGGGGAUAAUAUUCAGUGGAUGUGUACAUAUUGUGUACUGAGGACCAGUCAGCCGUGCCACUACCCCAAACAAAUGACCUACCAGGAAGCCUUGACCUGCCGAAUCUCUGACCACCUACUGGAAUGCCAGUACCUCCUGCUGUGUCUCUACCAUGCAGAUGAGGACCACAUCUUUGUGAAAGAUCCUUGCAUCAAUGUGAGAAACUACACCAGUGUGAUAAAGACUCCGAUCUGGCUGGACAGGGUUGUGGAGAAGCUGCAGCAGAAUCUCUACCAGUCAGUGCGACACUUUGAGUCUGACGUGUUGCUUAUCUUCACCAACUGUGCCACGUUCAACAGGGAUAACGCAGAGUUCCGUGGGAUGUGCGAAAGUUUGAAGGAUCUAUUUAAGCAGGAGUUCAAGUGUACAUUCAGCAUCCAACUGCAGCAUCUAACUACAUCCAACGUCCAGUAGAGCCUUCAUCAUGAAGUCUGCAACAUUAUUUUACUAUGAAACAACAGGGAAUACCCAAGAUGCCAUGAGAAAUACGCUUCAAAACAAGAUCAAUUAGUUAUUUAGUCAGCUAACUUUGAUGAGCAACCAGAAAUAACUACAGAAUUUCUGGUUCAUUAAGAAAGAUAACAUUUGAUACAUGUGUGUAUUUUCGGUUGUUGAGUCAAUUAGACCAUGCCCAUUUCAAGCUUUAAAGUGGGACUGAAUCGAACAACCAACCUCUCUCUUUGAAAAUGGCAUAUGUGACAUCGAUAUGUCAAACAUUUAUUCAAGUGCCUGACUAAAAAGUACAAUUAGGUCAAUUUUGGUCUUGGUAUAGUUCAAAACAGAGAUUUGUGGACAAGAGUUCAUCAGGAUGUAGCUGAAGGUUAGGUUUUGAUUUCGACAAUGUCAAUUUGUUCACUAACAGGCAAAUGCGGUUAUUACUAUCUAUCCAAUGGCACAGACAGUGAGACAGUCCUGCCCAGCAGCUCAGACUUUGUUUACAUAAAACAACAAGUCACACAUUUUUUUACUUGAUAAAUACUGCACCAAACACCCUAGUAGGAUGUAAAAUUGCGCAACUAAUACCUCCUUGGUUUCACACUCCAUCUUUCUUUAAAAUAAAAAGUUAUUUCAAUAUAUUUAGGCAAUUUAACCUAAUCUCACAGUUAAUGUGGGGAAUGGGGAUCAAUUUUUAUGAAGGGAAAUUAAUACACACGUACAUAAACAUUUACACACACUCACUUUGUUUGUAAUCAUGUUAUAGCCAACUCUUGACUUUUGUAUGAAUUCUUUUUAAUAAAAUAUU
Molecule: messenger RNA, 2950 nt
Organism: Salvelinus sp. IW2-2015
Lineage: Eukaryota; Metazoa; Chordata; Actinopteri; Salmoniformes; Salmonidae
Product: nuclear body protein SP140-like protein
Biological process (GO): regulation of transcription by RNA polymerase II
Cellular component (GO): nucleus
Molecular function (GO): DNA binding; protein binding; DNA-binding transcription factor activity, RNA polymerase II-specific
Source: RefSeq, a predicted model, not a curated record